ACGAACUUCUGUAGGCUUCUCCACCGCAAAUUUCAGUUCCCUAAAAGCCACAGUACCGUCAAUAUGUCGGAAGCUGAUACAGAUAGUGACGACAGCGAUGCCGAAGGUGGUCUCGGUAAUGUAAACAGGCUGAUAAUUCGGCCACCAGGCCACAGUGGAAAAGCCAAACGAGGACAUCUUUGCUUCGACGCAUCUUUUGAGACCGGAAAUUUAGGGCGAGUCGAUCUCAUCUCAGAAUUCGAAUACGACUUGUUUAUACGUCCAGAUACAUGCAGCCCGCGUCUCCGGUUCUGGUUCAAUUUUACCGUAGACAACGUGAGGAGUGAUCAAAGAGUGAUAUUCAACAUAGUGAACAUUUCAAAGUGCAAGAAUCUCUUCAGCGUAGGAAUGACACCACUGGUAAAGAGCUCUAGCAGACCGAAAUGGCAGCGAAUACCAAAGAGGCAAGUGUUUUACUACAAGUCAGUGCAGCACCAGAAUCAUCAUAUAUUAAGCAUAGCCUUCGCCUUCGACCGAGAAGAUGACGUUUAUCAGUUUGUACUAACCUAUCCGUACUCUUACACACGCUACUUGAAUCACCUGGAGAACCUUUGCACAAAGUGUACAAACGCGUCUGUCGUGAAGAAGGAAACUCUGACCUUGUCGAUUCAGAAACGAAAAGUAGAACUUAUAUCCAUAGCAACCGCCAGUGAAAACCAGAGAAAAGUUGUUGCUAUCAUGACCAGAGCACAUCCCGGGGAAUCCCCAGCGUCUUUCGUUUGCCAAGGACUUAUGGACUUUCUUGUCAGCAAUCAUCCGAUUGCAAAAGUUCUGAGAGACUACGUCGUCUUCAAGAUCAUCCCAAUGUUAAACCCGGACGGAGUAUUCCUCGGGAACUACAGAUCCUCGGUGAUGGGAAUGGACCUGAACAGAUCUUGGAACAGGAUAUCAGACUGGACACAUCCAAGUCUUGCGGCGACCCGGGGGGUCCUGGAGAGUUUGGAUAAAAAUCCCACGGCACCUUUGGAUCUCGUUCUAGAUUUACACGCGCAUACUAAUGCCACAGGAGUUUUCGUCUAUGGGAAUACGUACGACGAUGUUUACCGGUACGAACGACACACGGUCCUUCCAAAAUUGUUGGCCCAACACGCCGAAGACUACGAAGCAUCGAACACUAUGUACAACCAGGAUCCCAGUAAAUCAGGCACCGCGCGACGUUACCUCUGCUCAAUAUUAAGCGACCGUGUCAACUGCUAUACGAUUCAAGUUUCGAUGUAUGGCUACUGCAGGAAAGGUAGUCCCGGAAUUUUGCCCUAUACAGAAGAAGGAUACUACAGGGUAGGGCGCAAUUUGGGCCGUGCUUUUCUCGAGUACUACAAGCUGACCGGACUAAUUCCCACUGGAUUACCUGAUCAACCAUCGAAUAAACGCGGUCGUCAGUCCAGACAGAGACACCGUGUUCCGAGAGAGCCUCGUCCAAGGACUGCGAGGACAACGGCCCCUCUACACCUCGCAAGCAUCCAUGAGUACGGCAUUCGGUAUCUGCGCGAGGAGGUGGCUCAAGCUUUGUCCCGUACGCGGUACAGAUCGAUGAGUGGUACCAGGAUGAACGCCGGCCCAGGAACAGCGACGGGUGCAGGAGGGCUGCCUCGCUACGCGAGAUUUCGAAGCCCCGGGGCUCCAGUCGUCGGUUCUGCUAUCACGCCGACAGAACCGCGACUGACUAUCGUCGAUUUCAACCAGUUAACUAGGGGCGGACUCGAGCUAGCCAUGGGAAAGAACAAGUGUAAAAUAUCAAACCGCUCCCCGCAGCGGUACAGCAAACCGCCGAGAAGAUAGCCGCUGGACGCGACUCCAUUUUACCUACGCGAUUCCGUGCGCUGAAAAUUUAUCUUUUUGUCCAUUGUUGUACACCCUGUAUUCGCAUUUCGCUCUUUUCGCAUUAAUCACGGUUAAUAUUUAUACCUACAAUAUACGCUUGUUGAAAUCUUUGAUACAUUAAUUUAU
Messenger RNA from Diprion similis, 1986 nucleotides. Its product is annotated as cytosolic carboxypeptidase 6. Gene Ontology annotation, molecular function: zinc ion binding; metallocarboxypeptidase activity. Gene Ontology annotation, biological process: proteolysis. The record is from RefSeq and is a predicted model, not a curated record. The transcript is spliced from 6 exons. NCBI's taxonomy places the organism in Eukaryota, Metazoa, Arthropoda, Insecta, Hymenoptera, Diprionidae. Bases 64 to 1818 code for a protein of 584 amino acids.